Molecule: messenger RNA, 957 nt
Organism: Rhopalosiphum padi (bird cherry-oat aphid)
Lineage: Eukaryota; Metazoa; Arthropoda; Insecta; Hemiptera; Aphididae
Product: cuticle protein 21-like
Exons: 2
Coding region: 10-693 (227 amino acids)
Cellular component (GO): extracellular matrix
Source: RefSeq, a predicted model, not a curated record
CACCUAUUUAUGUCCACCCGUGGGGGUAAACACGACUAUAUAUACUGCGAUUACUUAAAGUUUUGCAUACACAUUCGCAGCCGCAUUAAGCAUUUAGCAGUUCACCGGGUAGUCACAUCUGCAAAACACACUCAACCGACAAUGCAAGGACCUAAGACCGUGAGUUUCCUGUGCCUGGCUUUUGCCUGCUUAGCGCACGCCGCUGUACUCAGCGAGCCAUCCGCACCAGCUCAAUACGACUUCAGCUACGCGGUCAACGAUCCGACCACCGGUGACCAAAAAGACCAACAGGAAACGAGAAACGGCGACGACGUUACCGGUUACUACCGCACCGUGGACUCUGACGGUUUCCUGCGCACAGUCAGGUACAAGGCCGAUGCCGUCAACGGAUUCACCGCCGAAGUCGUCCGAGAACCAGUCAGUGGCGCAGCCCUGCCAGUCGUCGCAAAGGCCGCCACUGUGAUCAAACCGGCCGUCGUCCCGGUGAUCGCCCCCGCCGUCACACCCACCCCUUACGUCCCGUACGUUGCACCAGUGGCACCUUACUACAGCGGUUACCCGUACAACUACCAGCCGUACUCGUACGGUUACCAACAGUACCCGUACAGCGGUGCCUACUCUCCAUACUCGUACAGCGGUGCCUACUCUCCGUACUCAUACGGUCAAUACAGUUACCCGUUCGUCCGCAAGUAAAUGUAAUAUGUCCAAAAAACGGGUGCCGCCACGUGUGUACAUAACUCGGCGCUUGUCCCGCAAAAUGUCGCUCCUGCAUCGUGUUUCGCCAGCAGCGACGAGUUGAACAUAUAAAAUAAUAUUAAUUUCUUCGAUAUUGUAUUUUCAUCUGUUUAAAAUUUGUAUCUAUCUUUAUUAUGUAUACUUACGAUAAUAUUAUGUAAGCAAAAAUAAUCACAGUGAUCAAUAAAGUGUACGUGUAAGUACGUUUGUUUCUUCUAUAAA